Messenger RNA from Colletotrichum tamarilloi, 984 nucleotides. RefSeq lists its product as uncharacterized. Lineage: Eukaryota; Fungi; Ascomycota; Sordariomycetes; Glomerellales; Glomerellaceae. The record is from RefSeq and is a predicted model, not a curated record. Bases 1 to 984 code for a protein of 327 amino acids. The transcript has a single exon.
AUGUUACCUGGCACCGAUGAUGUUGAGAAGCUCGGUGUCAUCAUGGCUUCUGUUCGGGAAUUAGACAAACAGCCCAUCGAAAAGAUCAUGGACGUGGUCAAGAACCGUUUUGCGCUACCCGAACAUCUUCUCCAAGAGGCCACCAGAGUUGUCUGUGUAGCAGCAUCACUGGCUAUCAUGGCGGAGAUUCAAAUUACAGCACCUGUAGCGAUCAGCCCGGAUUCCGUAACGAUUUGGGCGGCUGGUUCGUCCUUGAUGGACAAUGUGAGAGAGAUAUAUCAGCGAUCAUCUGUGCUCAAAGACCUCUCGAUCAACAGGGCGCUCACUAUCAGUAAUCUCGCCCGUUACAAUAAGUGCAGAGUUGACUGGACGGAUCGUUUAGAUAAGCACCUGGAUUAUCGAGUCAGCCGCGGAUCUAGAGUGAUCUCAAUUUUUCAGCACAAGAUCUGGCUCUCAGCCCACUUGAACCAAGAGAAAUAUUGUGUUAUACCACAAGAGAUACUGUGUGAGGCUAUUGACACUCUAAAUCUACUGCUUCCGCAUAACAAUCGCGACACCGAAACAUUUUUGCGGAAACGAGAUCAGCGAAUCUACAGCUUGGGCUGGUAUGGUCGAGAGCGGAAGCUGAACCUGAAGGACUAUCCCCACUGGGGUCCCAAGAUUGAGAAGCUCAUAGAUGUCUUCGAAGGUCCACGCAGCGGAAUCUGGCGAUUUCUGCCAAGACAUGAUAAGAGCGACUUGCUCGAGUCGGCCAACUUCUGGAUAGCUACGACAGCCGCUUUGUUUGCAUUCGUAGGCUUCAUCCUUGGACUCACAUCUAUCAUAUACGCGAAGCUAUCAUACGACAUUGGCAUCAAGUCCGUGAUCAUAUCAGAAGAGUCGCUCGAGUUGACAAAGCUCCAAUAUCAGCUUUCACUAGCCCAGGCCUGCUCGGAUCCGAAUGAAGCGAGGUUGUUACCGGACUUCUGUUCGGCGGAAGAGUGA